ACACACAUAUGUUGAUCGCCAAAUGGCAGUGAAAGUGAAAUGUGAUGUGACAAGUGGCUAAAAAACACCUGAUUCGGCUAACUGGAGCAUGAAGACCAACAAAUACAUCUCCAGAAACACAUAUAUGUGUUAGCAGAGCUGGAAAUCGCCACUGAUGAUGCUUCCCAAAUAAAUGAAGCGAAACGCGUAUGGCAACAAACAAACUGCCUUCAUUUAGUUGCAUAGACGGCACAUACCUCCACGAAUUUAAAGCAACUAAAGGAUAAGACGGAAAACAGUAAAAAUGACGAUAAUACUGCCAUGUCAGGCAUUUCCCGUCAAAUUAUACAACAGUUUCAAGAAUAUCCAUCUCAGACUCCACAAGACCAUCCAACACAUUAAAUACAAUCAAACCUGUAAAAUAAAUAAUGUAAUUCCGAGCUAUAUUAAUGUAAAGGUCAGAAACAACUCUUUUGUAGCACAAAAAACGAAAUCAUUUGCAGAAAAGACUUGGUUAGAAAAUGAAAUCAAAUCGCUUUACACUAAGAAACUCGUGCUCAAUAGGAUGUUAUAUGAUUUACAUCUUGAGUUAUCAGCUUUUAUUAACAACCCAACAGUGAUGAUCAACAUAAUACAAAAAAUUGAACACAUCACAGCAAGAACACUGCAAUACACACACAACAUACAUGAACGAAAAAUCAAAACACUCACUAGUAAAAAUAACCAUAGAGGAAAGUAUGACAAAGUGCAACACACCCAUCAGCACAAAUUUCACCCAAAAUUAAUAAAUCUCACAGACAUAGAAUUAACUGAGAAAGAAACACAGCUAUUAGAGAAAGGACUCAAACACAACAUCAGCACAAAAAUAGAUAACCACUACAUAGAAAAUUUGAUUGUAGAAACAGAAAGCAUCCUGACACAGGAAGAGAAAAAUAAAAAUAACACUAUAAAUAUUGGACUAACACGAGAACUAGUGAAGAAAGAAAUAAAUAACAUAAUCACCAUGUCAAAGAAAGAGCAAAACAGUAAACUUCAAACAGAAAAAAACACCACUAAGAAAUUAAAAGAAAAACUGCAAGCUAACAACAUCAUAGUCACAAGAGCUGACAAAGGGAACAGCACAGUACUGAUCAAUAAUGAACAAUAUAUAGAAAAAACUAUGGAUUUCAUCUCUUCUAACAAUAUCACAAAACUAAAAUCUGAUCCAACAGCACGCUUCCAGACAUACAUAAAAAACAACCUCAGAGAGAUCAGACACAUACUUACAGAUAAACAAAAACAACAUAUCACACAGAAGAACCCAAAAGCACCAACACUCAGAAGCCAACCCAAGGUCCACAAACCCCACAUUCCAUUGAGGCCUGUUAUUAAUUUCAUGAAGGCACCAUCAUACCAUGUGGCAAAACACAUGAAUAUAAUCAUAAUGCAACACUAUGAAAUGAAAAACAGCAGAACAGUGAAAAACACAAAUGAACUCAUAACACAUAUAAAAGACUUACACAUCCCACAAACAGCAUCACUCAUCUCUUUUGACAUAGAGAACAUGUACACCUCAAUACCCACUGCAGACACAAUAAAACUAAUUGAAGAAAACUUAUUAACACACAACAAACUACCUGUAGACAAUAUUAAUGAAAUAACAAAAACCCUCAAAUUAAUCACAUCCCAAAAUUACUUCCAAUUUGAAAAGGAAUUUUACUUACAAGAAGAUGGGCUCCCAAUGGGAUCCCCAAUUUCAGCAACACUAGCAAACAUAUUCAUCAACUACAUAGAAAACACAAUCUUCGAUACAGUCAUCAGAAAGAAAGGAUACAAAAUUGUUUACUGGUACAGAUACGUAGAUGACAUAAUCUGUAUGGUAGAUGAACCAACAGAGAAAAUUGAUAAACUUCAUACAGAUAUAAACAACAUACAUAAAAAUAUUCAAUUUACCAUAGAAAAAGAAACACAAAAGCAAAUACAUUUCUUGGAUAUAACAAUAAAGAGAGAGAACAAUAAACACACAUUUGACAUCUUCAGAAAGCCUACAGCCACAGACAUAAUCAUACAUGCUUCAUCCAACCACCCACAAAAUCACAAAUUAGCAGCCCUACGACACAUGUUACACAGGCUAAAUAACAUCCCACUCAGCAAAGAAAAUUAUGAAAAAGAGUUACAAACAAUACAACUGAUAGCCACUAACAAUGGUUACAGCACCCAUAUAGUACAAAAACUCAAUGAAAAAAUUAAAACACAACUAAAGAAAAAUGAAAACAAGCAGAGAUUACAGAACCCCACAAACACUACAGCACACACAGAAACACAAAACAAUAACACUCAUGACAUGAAUAACAGAAAAAAAUGGUAUACUCUCACAUACAAACACAAAACAACACACAAGAUAGCAAAUAUAUUAAAGAAACAGGGAUUACAAAUAGCUUACAGAACAAGAAACACACUCCAAUCACAUUUACAAACAACAGAAAAACCAGACAAAUACCAAGGAGCAGGUAUAUACCAGCUGGAGUGCCAAGAAUGUAAAGCAGUAUAUCUGGGGAUGACAAGCAGGAACUUUAAAACUAGGUAUAAAGAACAUAUAAGAAGUUGGAAAUAUGAGAACAGUCAUUCUACCUUUGCCGAACACCUGAUAAAACAUGGACAUGAACCAUCCAACAUGGAAUGUGACAUGACAGUUAUCAGAGUGAAUAAUCACAACAAAAACCUCCUGACAUUGCAAGAAAACUUCCACAUACAAAGAGCCAUUGCAAUGGAAAAGAAGGUACUCAAUGACCAAAUCCAUAUAAACAAUAACUCGCUGAUCAUGCUAGCCACCAAAACAACAACAAACUGAAGUGCAACCAGGAUAAAUAAUUAAUGAAUAUCCUUCCCCUCUUCUCUCUCUCUCUCCCUCCUACCCCCCCCCCCCCCCAUACACACACACAUACUCACAAACACAUGAAUCCACAGAAAAAAAAAGAUUGCACACACACACACACAGACAUACAACAAAUGAAAACCACAAAACACAACAGAAACAAAAGACAAACACAUAACAACAGUUGGCAACACUACACACUGCAAACACACAUAUGUUGAUCGCCAAAUGGCAGUGAAAGUGAAAUGUGAUGUGACAAGUGGCUAAAAAACACCUGAUUCGGCUAACUGGAGCAUGAAGACCAACAAAUACAUCUCCAGAAACACAUAUAUG
Schistocerca gregaria is the source of this 3166-nucleotide messenger RNA. RefSeq lists its product as uncharacterized. Bases 284 to 2809 code for a protein of 841 amino acids. The transcript is spliced from 2 exons. NCBI's taxonomy places the organism in Eukaryota, Metazoa, Arthropoda, Insecta, Orthoptera, Acrididae. The record is from RefSeq and is a predicted model, not a curated record.